AUGUGCACAUGUAAAAUAACUUUCUUUUCAGACUCCACCAAGUUAUUCCUGGUUAUAAAACAAGCUACAUUAAAUUUAAUUUUCCCCUCAACGGUUAUUUUUUUAAACGUUAGGUUUAGCUGGCAUUUAGCACCAUAUUAACAAAUACUUUUUCAAGAGCUAGUAUGAACAAGUAAAUAAGUACUAUGAGAGCAAAAUAAAUUUCAAGCAUAUUUAGAGGGUGGUGUGAAGAAUAGCUGUAUAUUGAUUCUGAACAUGCAAGAGAGAGAUGUGAACAUCAACAUGUCUGGUGUCCAGGACAAGGAACAGCCUACAGCGUGUUUCCCAGAGGGCCUGUCAUACUAAAAGUGUAGGGAGGAGCAUACAUAAAGGGCUUGUAAUAUUAGAAAUUACACAUGGAAAACUUUAAAAAAAGAACAAAAUAGUCAGAAAUAAAACUGAGUUUUUAUAUGAUAAGCUUUGAAGACCCAUAACUUAGUUUAAAAUAUUAUUAGCAGUAGUAAGAAAUAUUUUAUUAGCAUGUGGUUUAAAAAAGACAAAAAAGUUUGGCCCCGGUACAUACGCUAACCCAUCUUAUUUUGUCGUUUGAAUGUGUUUUCUUGUUUAGUAUUUCUUUUUUGGUGGUUGGAGAAUGAGGUUGGCUGCAAAGACCUUCUGAACUCUUUACAAAGUAAUCUGUACUUCAGUGUGUUUUUUUGAAGAAAAUAUAUUUGGCACAUAUGGAAAAUAUCAGAAUUUCAAUUCUUAUCAGUGUAGACUUCCUUUCUGGGUUCACUUUUCUUGAAGUAUGAGUCUUUAAAUUACAGCAGAAAGCUAUUACUCAGAAUAAACUGACUGAUCUAUUAACAUAAGCUUAGAUAACCAGGGUUAAGGGGGGAGAAGAGAAGGGGAGUAUCUGGGUUCUCAUAUCCCUUUGUUUUGGCAAAUUAAAAGAUUCAGGGUUUAGUCUCCCUGCGGUUACACUGAGCUCUCUCUGUUAGCAUCAACAUACCUGGGACAAAGAGAUAAGGAAGCACUAGUGUGCACUUCACUAACUCCUCAGCUGGAAGUGGUGUUCUGUCCAGCAAAGCAGCUUGAGCAUAGUGAGCCAGUGCAUCAGCAGGAAGACAAGACUGACACAGCUGGAAUUAGAGAGAAGAGAGAGAUGAGACCAGGGGAGAGGUAACUGGUGCAGAGAAUCAGCACAUGCUGUCAGUCACAGAGGCCUGGUCUACACUAUGACUUUAAUUCAGAUUUAGCAGCGUUAAAUCGAAUUAACCCUGCACCCGUCCACACAACGAAGCCAUUUAAUUCGAAAUAAAGGGCUCUUUAAAUCGAUUUCUGUACUCCACCCCGACGAGCAGAAUAGCGCCAAAAUCGAUUUUGUCAUUUCGAAUUAGGGUUAGUGUGGCCGCAAUUUGAUGGUAUUGGCCUCCGGGAGCUAUCCCACAGUGCACCAUUGUGACCACUCUGGACAGCAAUCUGAACUCGGAUGCACUGGCCAGGUAGACAGGAAAAGCCCCGCGAACAUUUGAAUUUCAUUUCCUGUUUGCCCAGCGUGGAGAGCACAGGUGACCACAGAUAGCUCAUCAGCACAGGUAACCAUGCAGGCCGAUAAUCGAAAAAAGAGCACCAGCAUGGACCGUACGGGAGGUACUGGAUCUGAUCACUAUAUGGGGAGAGGAUUCAGGGCUAGCAGAACUUCGUUCAAAGAGACGAAAUGCCAAAACUUUUGAAAAAAAUCUCCAAGGGCAUGAUGGAGAGAGGCCACAAUAGGGACUCAGAUCAGUGCCGCGUGAAAGUCAAGAAGCUCAGACAAGCCUAUCAAAAAACAAAGGAGGCAAACGGUCGCUCCAGGUCAGAGCCGCGGACAUGCCGCUUCUACAACGAGCUGCAUGCAGUUCUAGGGAGGGCCACCACCACUACCCCCCCACCCCGACCGUGGAUUCCGAGGCGGGGAUAAUCUCAUCAGCUACACCUGAGGAUUCUGCGGAUGGGGAAGAGGAGGAGGAGGAGGACGAACUUGCAGAGAGCACCCAGCACUCCGUUCUCCCCAACAGCCAGGAUCUUUUUCUCAGCCUGACUGAAGUACCCUCCCAACCCAGUAUCCAAGACCACGACCCCAUGGAAGGAACCUCAGCUGCAAAUUCUUCAAGCCUCCCUCCUCCGUCCCGAAGGCUAUCACAGAUAAGGCGUCGGAAAAAGAAGACGCGAGAUGAGAUGUUCGCAGAAAUCAUGGAAUCCACCCGCAGUGACAGAGCUCAUCUGAAUGAGUGGAAGGACACGGUUUCAAAGUAUAGAAAAGAAGCCAGUGAAUGUGAGGACAGGAGGGACCAACGGGAGGAGAGGAGAGACACUCGAGAUGAGAGGUGGCAGCAGGAAGAUCAGAGGAGGCAGGAUGCAAUGCUGGGGCUGCUGCGUGAGCAAACAGAUAUGCUCCGGCGUCUGGUGGAGCUUCAGGAACGGCAGCAGGAUAACAGAGUGCCGCUACAGCCCCUGUAUAACCCUCCUUCCCCCCUCACCAUGUUCCAUAGACUCCUCACCCAAACGUGUAAGAACACGGGGGGGAAGCUCCAUACACCUUCCCAUUCCACCCCAGUGGACAGCCCAAGCAAAAGGCUGUCAUUUUUUUAACCUUUUUUUAGUGGCCUUUUCCUUCCCGCCAAUCCUCCUCCCAAA
Molecule: messenger RNA, 2658 nt
Organism: Malaclemys terrapin pileata
Lineage: Eukaryota; Metazoa; Chordata; Testudines; Emydidae
Exons: 2
Coding region: 1852-2613 (253 amino acids)
Source: RefSeq, a predicted model, not a curated record